Messenger RNA from Ilex paraguariensis (yerba mate), 809 nucleotides. Lineage: Eukaryota; Viridiplantae; Streptophyta; Magnoliopsida; Aquifoliales; Aquifoliaceae. The record is from the annotation of a GenBank genome assembly.
CUCGGAUAUGGCUGGGGACUUACCCUACGGCGGAGAUGGCUGCGAGGGCUCAUGAUGUCGCUGCAUUGGCGUUAAGGGGUCAGUCUGCGUGUCUCAAUUUCGCCGACUCGGUAUGGCGGUUGCCGGUGCCGGCUUCAACGGCUGCGAAGGAUAUAAGGAUGGCGGCUGUCAUGGCUGCAGAAGGGUUUAGACCCAAAGACGAGGCUGAGGUUUGUGGAAGUCAAGGAGGUCCAACUCAAAGUUUAGGAACAAAUUUCCAAUACGAUCAUCAAUAUCCAUUUCCUACAAGUUGUCCAACAAAGCUAAGGCAUGAGACUGUGGAGACAUGUGAUGAAGUUUCUGGAAUCAACAAGAUUACAGCGGAUACGAUGGAGACGAUGAAUGAGGCUGAGAAAGUGGUAUAUCUGGAUCCGGAGGCAUUGUUCGACGUGCAUGGAUUGCUUGUGGACAUGGCAGAAGGGCUCCUACUUUCUCCACCGCCAUGCUUAGGUGGUGAUUUUGGCUCAGAAGAAGUUGAAGAAGAUGCCGAGUUGUCGUUAUGGAGUUACUGACGGGCUACUUCCAUAGUUAUAGUUAAUCGAACAUUUCAAAUUAGACGAGACCUUUACGAUCAUGUUUAGAGGAGGUUAUUAUCAAUUGAUCGCCCUUUUUCCUAAUAUGAAAUGUUCAAUUAACUAUAACUACAAACGGUUAUGAUCACAUUCAGACAAAAUUAUUAUUUAUUGGUGGUCCUCUUCCCCAUUUUUGUUGACCAUAAAAAUCUAGCUAGGACAUUUUUCACAUGUGUUUCUGCAAAUAGGAAGAUUUAC